AUGACAUCAGUAAAUGAUAUAUCAGCUGACUUUUCACAAAUGAUUGGUCAAAGCAAGCGACAAACUACUAAACGUUUAUUUAUUAAUGACUGGGAUCAAUUUAAGAGUGAAAUUAGAAGUGAAUUAAGAGAAGAAUUAUCCUUGUUACUUAAAAACAAGUCAGUAGUAUUUCAUAUGGAAAAGUCAGCAAGUGAGACAGAAAGUAGUAAUAAUAGUAUUUUGAUUCCAUAUACAUCAUCAAAUUCAUUAUUAAAUGAAAAUAUAUCUACUACCAGUCAAAAUACAAUUCACACUAAAAAUUCUACACACAGAACGUCAAGAACACAAGACACUGCUCAGCCUAGUAAUAUACAGAAAAGACAUUCUAGACAAACAGAUAACAAUAACGAUUGCAAUAUGAACAGCGAACGACUAAAACUAUUGCAUUCAAGAUAUUCAGAAAUAUUUGAAGGCGAUUUAUCACCAAAAAUGCCAUCAACACCAGUUGAAUUAUUAUCUUGUUCAACAUCAUCAUCACCAUCAACGUUAAUGGAAGCACUAAUCUCAUCACCAAUGAUACAUGGAAAAUGCACAACGUUAGGUACAAGUAGGAUUAUGCAAGAUAUUAAUGUGCCAACAAGCCCAAGUACUCUACCAAUAACUUCUGAUGUAUCUUAUAGUGGUAUAAGAAAACCACGAAAACAGAAAGACGAAAAGAUGCCUGACGAUAAGAAAGGCGGACAAAAAAGAACUAGUAUUCAUGAAGUUCGCGGAGUUCGUGAAGAGGACAGUAGCUCAACACUUAAAUAA
Molecule: messenger RNA, 789 nt
Organism: Heterobilharzia americana
Lineage: Eukaryota; Metazoa; Platyhelminthes; Trematoda; Strigeidida; Schistosomatidae
Source: the annotation of a GenBank genome assembly